AUGGAGAACUAUCGAAUCCUCGCAAUCGCGAACGUCGACCUUCUUGCCACGCCCAAAUGGGGCCGCCCACCUAUCAGCGCGAUACUCGAAGAGUGGGAUACGGCGAUCCAGGACCAUGGUACGCAGGACGCGUUUCGCGAGAUCCGCACCUCUGCGGCCCAAAAGGUGGUGUUUGGAAGUCUGGCGAAAAGCUCCCCGCUAUAUUCGCUUCUCCAACGACUUCGACGAUGUGACUGGAAACUCGAGACUGAGGAUCUAGGGGAUCAAUUUGGCUACACUAGCCUUGUCGACCCCAAGUUUGUUCGUUAUCUCGCGCGCAUAUCCGCAUACGCAGCAGACAUCUCCUGGGCGACAGUGGUGGCUGCGGUACAACAAGCUCGCAACGGACGGCUCAGCAGCGUCAACGGUAGAAGCGGACCACACGGCCAGGACUGGCUACCGCAGGACGUCAUGAAUGCGGAGAAGACACUAGGACUUCGUCGCGCUCGAAAGGCGGCCAAGUGUCGCCAUCGAACGAUCCACCGGCAGACCGACGACCGCUUCCCACUACCCAGCGUAAGCACGUCUCGUGCCGCAGGCGAACCAAGUCAGCAUCUGCCGAUGCGCCUUGCAUCCGGCGGCGGACCUGCACCCGUUGUGCCAGGUAGCUCCAGAGCCGAUCCGCGACUGGGCGAGGGGCAGACUAGCAGCUCGUUGCCGAGCAAGGAUUCCUCGCGCGCAGCAGCCCUUCGACCGUAUUCCACAAGGCGAAUGCUUUGCUCGGGCACGCCCACGCCAGCUUCACCAAGGAUACCGCGUGCUCCGCGCAAGCGCACCGUCCUCGGCGAACUAAGGAUCUAA
Molecule: messenger RNA, 840 nt
Organism: Paraphaeosphaeria sporulosa
Lineage: Eukaryota; Fungi; Ascomycota; Dothideomycetes; Pleosporales; Didymosphaeriaceae
Exons: 3
Coding region: 1-840 (279 amino acids)
Source: RefSeq, a predicted model, not a curated record